Molecule: messenger RNA, 200 nt
Organism: Dentiscutata erythropus
Lineage: Eukaryota; Fungi; Glomeromycota; Glomeromycetes; Diversisporales; Gigasporaceae
Source: the annotation of a GenBank genome assembly
AAGAAGAAAUUCGUGAAGCCUUUAAUUUAUUCGAUCCAGAUGGAACUGGUGUCAUGGAUGUAAAAGAAUUGAAAGUAGCAAUUUAUACUCUUGGUUUCGAGCCUAAAGAUGAAGAAGAACGUCUUAUAAACGAAGUUAACCAUUGCGAAAAUAGAACUAUCGAUUUUGAAUCAUUUUUAGCGAUUGUGAAAACAAAAAUG